Messenger RNA from Penicillium diatomitis, 1146 nucleotides. Its product is annotated as glycoside hydrolase family 28 protein. Gene Ontology annotation, biological process: pectin catabolic process. The record is from RefSeq and is a predicted model, not a curated record. The coding region runs from base 1 to 1146 and encodes 381 amino acids. The transcript has 6 exons. Gene Ontology annotation, molecular function: polygalacturonase activity. Gene Ontology annotation, cellular component: extracellular region. NCBI's taxonomy places the organism in Eukaryota, Fungi, Ascomycota, Eurotiomycetes, Eurotiales, Aspergillaceae.
AUGCGACAAGCUAUCACCUCGCUUCUUGUCGCCUCCUUGGCUCUCGGCGCGCUUGCUUCACCCGUUGCUGAGCCCGCCAUUACCGCGGCUCCCAGUCUGGCGAAGAGAGCUACCUCGUGUACCUUUUCCGGUUCGACUGGUGCUGCGGCGGCGAGCAAGUCACAGACUGCUUGCUCGACGAUUAUCCUUUCCAAUGUUGCAGUUCCAUCCGGAACCACUCUGGAUCUGAGCAAACUUGCUGAUGACACCACGGUCAUCUUCGAGGGUCAAACCACCUGGGGCUACAAGGAAUGGUCGGGUCCUCUCCUCCAGAUCUCCGGCAAGGGUAUCACCGUCAAGGGCGCCAGCGGUGCCUAUCUCAACCCCGACGGUGCACGUUGGUGGGACGGCAAAGGUAGUAAUGGUGGCAAGACGAAGCCCAAGUUCUUCUACGCUCAUGAUCUCACCUCGUCUACCAUCACCGAUCUUCACAUCCAGAACACCCCUGUACAGGCUGUUAGUAUCAACGGCUGCAAUGGACUGACCGUCACUGGUAUGACUAUUGAUGACUCGGCUGGUGAUACUGAGGGUGGACACAACACCGAUGGAUUCGACAUUGGAAGCAGUACCAACGUGGUGAUUACCGGUGCGAACGUUUACAACCAAGACGAUUGUGUUGCUGUCAAUUCGGGAACCGAUAUCACUUUCAGUGGAGGUGUCUGUUCGGGGGGCCACGGCUUGUCCAUCGGCAGCGUUGGCGGUCGUUCCGAUAACACCGUCGACACGGUCACCUUUUCAAACAACGUGGUCAAGAACUCGGUGAAUGGAAUCCGAAUCAAGGCCACGGCAGGCGACACAGGCACUAUCAAGGGCGUCACCUAUUCAGGAAUCACCCUGCAGUCUAUUUCCAAGUACGGAAUUCUCAUCGAGCAAAACUACAACGGCGGCGACCUCCACGGUACUGCCACCAGUGGGAUCCCCAUCACCGGUCUCACCGUGAAGGAUGUCGCUGGUGCAGGAGCCGUCUCGUCCAGUGGUUACGACGUGGUUAUUACUUGCGGAUCGACUGCCAGUUGCCCCAACUGGACUUGGUCCAAUGUCGUCGUCACUGGUGGAAAGACCUAUGGCAGCUGCACGAAUGUUCCGAGUGUUACCAAGUGCUCUUAG